AUGGAGUGCUUUUGUCAUAAGCUCUCAACCCAUCAAUUUCACGACAUCACUGAGUCCGAGGAAAUUAAAGAUGCGCUGCCGCAUAUUCAGAACACGAUUCGGGACAAGGUCUAUCAUAUUACCCGUAUCGGGGAGAACUGGAAGGAAAUUAUCGGGGAUUCCGCGUCUUCCACGAACGUGGCCCGCAGCACCUCAGAGGACUGCUUUGCCUCUUUUCGUCAGCGUCCACUGGAACACUCUUUCGUCGAGGAGACGCGCGGGAUCACGUCACGUUCGCAAUCUCUCCUGGGCACAACGGCGAUGCCUCGACCCAACCGCAGCAGCCUACCUUCUAGGGCGGUGCCCGUGAGAAGAGAUUCGAAUGCCCCAUCAGGAGCUCAAUCAGCUUGUAAUUCUUCCCUAGCGGCUGUAUCUGAAGCCGUUGGGUUGGGCGGUUCCAGGCCGUCAUUGUUGCGUAUCGAGCAAUCCCAUGAAGUACAUCCAGUCUGCGUGGAAGACCUUUCUACCGCUAAGAGAUGGUUGAAAGGCUGGAGUCCUCUGGAACAGACCCCGUCCGUACUUGAGAAAGUGGUAUUAUUUCGCAAGCACAUGAUACUUGGAAGGCUCCUACGGUUCCGAGGUGCGUUUAGAGAAUCACUGACGUGUUUGAAGAACGCGCAGACAACCAUAGGGCAGUGCAAAGACCUCAUCUUCGAUGAAGACCUCCGUGAUCUCACCUGCGAUCAGGCCGAUACGCUCCGAGAACUUGGCGACCUUACGUCUGCCGAAUAUCUUCUUCGUGCCGAAAUCACGCGCCGAGACCAAAGCUCCAUGUCGUCAGGCCAUUCCCUUCUUGAGCUAUCCCUAGCGGAAGCCUUGUUUGCUCAAGGAUGCUUUCAAGAGGCAGAUAAGCUUUGCUUGGAUGUCCAGUCCCGCCCUGGCCUCCUGAGGCUUGAGAAACUGCGUUUGCAUAUCACGAUGGCAAAGAUACGUCAUAUGAAGUCCGAUAACGAAGGUGCAUUAUGCUGUUGGAGCGGAGCGUUGAAGGAAAUUAGGAAGUUCCAGUUGACCAACGGCCGAACAACGCGAAUAAUCACCAUGUCCAUUUGCGACACGCUGGCUAGUCUUGGCGAGACCUGGUUGGUGGACGAAUCUAUGAAGCAGGUGGCAUCUGUGGAUGGAAGCGCAAAGCCUGGAGGUGUCGAGUGGUGGUUUGCAGGCAUGCGCCACUGGCUUGCCAGUUCCGUCGAGAAGAGCGCCGCCGUAGCCAUGCGCGGGCGCGCAGACCUUGUGAUGCCGCCGCCGCUCUGGGCGUCAAGCUAG
Molecule: messenger RNA, 1302 nt
Organism: Verticillium alfalfae VaMs.102
Lineage: Eukaryota; Fungi; Ascomycota; Sordariomycetes; Glomerellales; Plectosphaerellaceae
Exons: 6
Coding region: 1-1302 (433 amino acids)
Source: RefSeq, a predicted model, not a curated record